This is a messenger RNA of Anarrhichthys ocellatus (wolf-eel), 2182 nucleotides long. Its product is annotated as arf-GAP with dual PH domain-containing protein 1-like. Gene Ontology annotation, cellular component: intracellular membrane-bounded organelle; cytoplasm; plasma membrane. Lineage: Eukaryota; Metazoa; Chordata; Actinopteri; Perciformes; Anarhichadidae. The record is from RefSeq and is a predicted model, not a curated record. Gene Ontology annotation, molecular function: phosphatidylinositol-3,4,5-trisphosphate binding; phosphatidylinositol bisphosphate binding; GTPase activator activity. The transcript has 11 exons. Bases 224 to 1357 code for a protein of 377 amino acids. Gene Ontology annotation, biological process: positive regulation of GTPase activity.
AAUCUAUUGCUGUAUAUGGGUUAUACAGCAUAUACACUAGACUGACCAUGCUCUACUAUUCAGCCCUCCACCUAAAUAUGACAGCCUUCUCGUUAGAUGUGUAGGCGCGUUUGUUUGUACAAAUUCAGUCCAGCGCGUCCCAGCGGCAAUCUUUACUUUUGAUGCACGAGAGUUUAAGGUUUUCAGAACGCUGAGCAGGAAUCUGGGCAGAAUCAUUUGUGUUAUGGCUUCGGAUCAAGAAAGGAACAGUCAGCGUGUGAAACAGCUUUUGGGGAAACCUGGAAAUGGAAACUGUGCCGACUGCGGAGCUGCGGAUCCGGAAUGGGCAUCCUACACUCUGGGAGUGUUUGUGUGUAUCAGCUGCUCCGGCCUUCAUAGAAACAUUGUUCAGAUCAGCAAAGUGAAAUCUAUCCUGCUGGAUCCCUGGAGCUCCUCUGAGGUGGAGUUUAUGGACACUGUGGGUAACAAUGCUGCCAAGGCCAAAUAUGAACAGCUAGUUCCUGCCUUCUACUACUGCCCUACACAUAAAGACUGCAUGCUCCUGCGAGAACAAUGGAUCCGAGCCAAGUACGAGAGGAAGGAGUUCCAGUGUGUGGAGAGGCAGGAGCCUUACUCAGCAGGCUACAGAGAGGGCUUUAUAUGGAAAAGAGGCAGAGACAAUGGACAGUACCUCAGCCGAAAAUUUAUUCUGUCCGAACGGGAAGGUGUUUUGAAGUACUUCAACAAACACGAUGCCAGAGAGCCCAAAACGAUAAUGAAGAUCAAUACUGUGAAUGCCACUUUCCAGCCAACAAAAAUCGGCACUGCCCAGGGCCUGCAGAUAACUUAUUUGAAGGACAACAGCACUAGGAAUAUCUUUGUUUACCAUGAGGAUGGAAAGGAAAUGGUGGACUGGUUCAAUGCCAUCAGAGCAGCCAGGUUUCACUAUCUUCAGGUGGCUUUUCCUGGAGCAUCCACCUCUGAAUUGUUGCCAAAGCUAACCAGGAACUACAUAAAGGAGGGUUACAUGGAGAAGACUGGUCCAAAACACACAGAGGGCUUCAAGAAGAGAUGGUUUACGAUGGAUGACAGGAGGCUCAUGUACUUCAAAGAUCCACUGGACGCUUAUGCACGAGGCGAGGUGUUCAUUGGCUGUAAGGAAAACAGCUACACUGUGCUUCCCGGCCUCCCCCCGAACACUCAAGGCUACCAUUGGCAGUUUGGAAUUACAAUCGUGACCCCAGACAGGAAGUUCCUAUUUGCGUGCGAGACUGACGAGGAUCAGAAAGACUGGAUGGCAGCAUUUCAGACUGUUAUCAACAGACCGAUGCUGCCUCAGGAGUAUGCAGUAGAGGCCUAUUUUAAGCACAAACCAUGACUGUCUGAGUGCUUGAAGAUCUGUUGCAGGGAAUGAAGCUGGACGAACACAAGCACCUGGGAUACGUACUUGAUAUCUCGUAAUGGAAGUCUUUAUAAAGACUUAAGUAUGUCAGAGAAAAAUACCUUAAGGUGAGCUAGUUACUAUUCCCCCAGUGACUCCUCUACUCUAUCUACCAUCCAGCUCAACCUCAUUAUGUGACUGACCCAUUUCUUAGGGAGUACGAAUCCCUCCUAAUCUCAUGAAUGUUAGCCUAACUUACUCGUCUGUGUCGUGAUGCCACUUACAUACGUACCUGAAAGAGGUCUGUCAUCCUGACCUGAAUGUUUGUAGAAAUCAGAUUUUUUGCUGCUCAGAUGUUUUUGUCUGUUUUCAGUAACAUAAUAAGUAUGCAGAUGCUCACAUUUAUUCCAUGUAUGAGUACAAUGAUAUUUAAUUCUCAAUGUAUUUAUUUUUUUAACUGUCAAAUUUGCUAUAUACAGCUUGUGAUGCUAUAUUGCCAAGCACUGCAGGUAUAAUACGUUUUUUUUUUUGGUUGCUGUUUUGUACAUAUUCAAGCAGCUGAAUGUUAACUGGUUUGUGAAAUGUGUAUGAUCACAUUUAAGGAUUGGCUUGCAUUCCUUUUGUCUCCUUUUUUUGUAAAAAUAGUGAUCCACUUCAGCAUUUACUUCCAUGUGGUAUAUUUAUCCAGCAGAUGGAGACAGAGGAGAGGGUUUAAACUCACUAUGACCCCCGCCUACACAAACACCAGGAGCUCAUUAGGCUCAUCAAAUCAGUGACUGCAGUGAAACGGAAAUGUUGUCACUAUUAAAAGGGGUAAAGCCA